Labeo rohita (rohu) is the source of this 3181-nucleotide messenger RNA. RefSeq names its product vertebrae development associated (gene vrtn). The record is from RefSeq and is a predicted model, not a curated record. Gene Ontology annotation, cellular component: chromatin. Lineage: Eukaryota; Metazoa; Chordata; Actinopteri; Cypriniformes; Cyprinidae. Gene Ontology annotation, biological process: regulation of transcription by RNA polymerase II. The transcript has 2 exons. Bases 201 to 2237 code for a protein of 678 amino acids.
GGAGGGAGGUCCCUCCCUUAUCAUGUGAAAUUUCCACUGCUUGGGUUCAGAUUGCGCUCGUUGUCUCACCUAUGAUGAGCACGCUGUCCACCUCACACAAUGGAUUAAACUUUGAGUUGUGAGAAGCUCACAGUUUGCCAUACCUUACUGCUUUACGAAGCUGAUUUAAAUCUCAAGGCAGGGAAACGCAAAAACAAGGCAUGAUUCAGAGGACAGAGGUGGUGCUCUCGGUCUUGGGGGAGCUGCAGGAGGCCACGGAGUGUGUGGGUCUUGAUGCCCUCACAAAAGUUGCUGUGGAGGUGGAGCAGGUCCUGGCUCCUUUCCAUCUUCCUACAGCACUCUGCUCUGAGAUCUCCUCAUGGCUGGGCAUUGAUGCAGUAGCUCACAGACUGUACCCGGCAGACGCACCGACGGGUUUGCUCCCUCUAGUCUGCAAAGGAGAAGGAAACCUGCUGUUUGAUGCAGCUAGCAUGCUUCUGGUGGGCUCUACGAGCCUGAGUCUGGAGCUGCAGGUCAGAACUGUGGUGGAGAUGCUGCUUUGGAAGCGAUACUACCUGUGUGGUAUGAUUGACUCAAAGGUCAUGCUGCAGGCAGUAAGGUUUUCCCUCUGCACCGAGGAGUCUCAGGACAUGCUCAAUCUGCCGAUUCAAGUGCUGGAAGCCAUCUUCGACGCCGAUGUCAAAGCCUCCUGCUUCCCUGGGUCGUUUGCAAACAUGUGGCAUGUGUAUGCGCUGGCUUCCGUCCUGCAGUGCAACAUUUAUUCGGUUUAUCCCAUGUACAAUUUAAAGAUUCGGCCCUACUUCAAUCGAGUCAUUCGUCCGAGGACGUGGUCGAAAGACGCUGAGCCCUUGACCCUUCACAUCAUGUGGUCAGGUGACUUGGAGGCAGGCUCUGUAUUCAAACCUCACAACUUCGUGGCCUUGAUUCACGUGAGCGACCUCAAAAUUGGGAGUCCAAACAGUGAGCAGCGAAUUCCCUCGGUGGAUCUUCUGAAUCAAGACUCCCAGCUGUCUUACUCCAAUCUCAAAGACAAGUUCAACAUCACCAAGAGUACCUUUUACCGCUGGAAGAGACAAAGCAUCGAGUAUCACAAGAAAUCGGUGGCUAGGUAUGAGGCCAAACAUUUUUUCCUGACAUCCUACAAGCAAGGGAAGCUUAUUCCCCUCAGCCAAUUCAAACAGCUUUUUCCAGAAAUUCCAAGGUCCACAUACUACGCUUGGAAGCAAGAGCUCGUGUCCACUUGCAGUGUCUCGGGCGGCUCCACGGGAGAGCUGAGUCCUGCAGACAGCACUGAACAGGACUACUGGUCCUCACCAGAAGUCAAGAAGAAGCCCAGCCAAGGGAGCUUUGCUAGCAUGUUGGCCUUCAAAUGUGAAAAGCUAGAAGGAGAACGUGCCCAAAAUGUGGCUUUGAUGCAGGAGGCGAAGAAGAGCCUGCAGAACUGUAUCGUUGCAAACACGUCGUUCCCCUACAGAAUUUUCAAAAGAAGGUUUCCAGGCAUCUCCAGGUCCACGUACUACAACUGGAGAAGGGAAGCCAUGCUGUUUACGCCUUUCAAAGAGCUCUCAGGUAGCAGCGAGGAAGGCUCAGAUGCUGAUAAAACCCAGAGUCCCAGAAGUCAAGUAUCCCCUGCCAAGUUUAACAGACAAAAACUGUCACCAAUAGUGAAGAUCUCCAGACGCAAGCAGAGAAGCCUGAGGCUGAUGUACCACCAGAGGAAAACGUUACGGGAAGAAGCUAAAAUGCACGUCCGGAGGUCAAAGAUGUCCUUCAUCAAAUUCAAGCUCAAGUUCCCCUCAGUUUCCUCCUUUUUCUACUGGCUCUGGAGAGGUUCUUUGAACAGGAAAACCAAGGAGCCGGUCUUGAUGUCUGAGAUGGAGAAAUCCCAGAGCUUGGUUGUCUCGCCAGACGUCUUUGAAAAGAUAAAAACUCAAAGAAUGUUUUCUUUUGAUGGGAACAUGGAUUGCCUGAAUGGACAGACAGUUAGUCCCUCUGAAUUCACACUGCCUGAAUACUCUCUGCCUGACCAGUCCAGUAGCGAACAGAUGUUUGUGAUGGAUGUUGUGGCACUGGCCAAUUUCAAGGCCAAAGCAAAGCUGUUCUUGCAACAGCGCUUUGAAGAAAAGUCCUUUCCCACAUUCAAAGAGUUCCGCUCCUACUUUCCUCUUACUCCACGUUCCACCUACUACAUGUGGAAAAGGGCUCUGCAUCACGGGGUGCCGUUAAUUCAUGGCUGAAUGUUCUGUUAUAUUCCUCACCACUGUAAUGUCCUGUAAUUAAGUCCAAAUUCGACACUACUCAUUUUUUUUAGUUCACAGUGCAAUGUUCCUUUGAGUCUGACUGUUUUGUUUUUAGUUGUUUUUUUUUUUUUGAGUCACCCACAUAAUUGCAGUUCAUGCAUCUUAAUUAUUUGUCCCUUUCCUUUAUUUGACCACUUGGUUCUAGCUCAAGGACAUUUGCGUGUGUGUGAAAUCAGACAGUCUUUGUGUCCACCUACAGUAAGUGCUGAUGGCCCUUAGGCAAAAGGCAGUUCAAAGACAUUAUCAGGUUUUCAAAUGGCUCUCUGUUGACCCCCACCCCCUAAAUAUUUACAAUUUAAAUGAGUUUUAAGUUCUGUUUAAGUUCAUUUUAUUCCUUUUAGCUGUUUUGAGACCUUUUUAAUUUUGAUUAUUUUGUUUCUAUUAAUUUUUUUUUUUCUUGAACAAAAAUGUAUAGUAUUUUAAUUUGUACCCUGGAGUAGUGUUGUUUUCUUUUUAUACAUAUAUAUUUUUAUACUGACGAUUGAAUGUUAUCUCUGCUUGGGAAAUCUUUAUGUGGCCAAUUUAAAAUAGAUUCCUCACACUUGAAUGUUACAGAAUUGUUGCCAUUUUGCACAUUGUUUUUGACCACGUUUCAGUUCACACGUUUAACUUUUUUGCUGCUAAAGGUGUAAAUAAUUGAUAAUCUCUUACUUGAUACUGUUUAAGUGUUUUCUAAAGUUAUUGUGUUUAACUACCUGACUGACUUUUUCAGCUUCACCAUUGCAGUGUUUUGUAACACUGUUAAACUUGUCUAAAAAAUGAGUUCACAAUGUGCUCCUUGGAUUCAUUUUGAUGAAGCACAAAGCUAAUUUUGUUAAUUUUAUUAUGUUGAGCAUCUCAUGUAUGAGACCAGUUCCUCUGUGCAAUAAAACCUGGUUUAU